UGUUGUGGGGUAAAUGCGUGCACGGCCAUCACGAGCAAUCCGCUGAUGGAAGCUUCGCACCCUAUAUUCGCAGACGCCCAGCCUGCGGACGAGGUGGCCGGCUUCGUCCACUCGCCGGUGGCCUCGUCCACGUCCUCGUCCUCUCGGUCGCUGGUCGUGGCGGCUGGCUGCUCGUGUGCCGUGCUGGCCGCUCUGGCUCUCGCUGCCGCUGUCGCCUGGCUUGUGCGCGUGCGCAAGCCCUCGCCCAGCAGGGAUGCCCCAAUCGAGGAGCCCUCGUGGCAGACUUGGUCUUCAUCACCCGACGGCCGGCCGCUCUCCUGCGGUCCUCCCUGGAUGCUGGGUGCGCACCGGGACGACCUCGGCCCGCGCAGGGACCACUCGCCUCCUGCCGUGCGACCACAGUCGGGGUCUGGUGGGGAGCCAGACACAGUUCAUUCAGACUUCACCCAGAGGCUGGCGGAGAUCCACGUGGACCGGAGAAAAGUAACGUUCCUGGAAAGGCUUCAUCAGGGCACCUUCGGCCAAAUCUUUCACGGCCUCUUGGUAGAAGACUGGGCUGAAGUGGGCGCCGAACAAAAUGUGCUCAUCAAGACCGUCACCGGCGAGGCGUCGGCGGCGCAGGCUGCACUGGCGGUGCGCGAGGGCCUCUCCCUGCUGGGCAUGAACCACGCCAACGUGCUGUCGGUGGUGGGGGCCGCAUGCGACGGCCAGCCGCUGCUCCUCUACCCGUACAUGAACGCCGGCAACCUCAAGCGAUUCCUCAAGCAGGCCGACCAGGUGCUGGUCACUCAGGAUCUGGUGGACAUGGCCAUCCAGGUGGCUGAAGGUUUGCAGUACCUGCACAAACGGGCCUUCGUGCACCGAGACGUGGGGACCCGGAACUGCGUUGUGGACGACCGGCUGCACGUGAAGCUGACCGACAACGCCCUGUCGCGGGACCUGUUUCCCGACGACUACCACUGCCUGGGCGACGGGGAGAACCGGCCCAUCAAGUGGCUCGCACUCGAGAGCCUCGAGCGGGGCCUCUUCUCGCCCUCCUCCGACAUCUGGAUGUUCGGCGUGGCGCUCUGGGAGCUCAUGACGCUGGCGCAGCAGCCGUACGCCGAGCUCGACCCGUUCGAGGUGGGCGAGCAGCUGGAGCAAGGGUACCGGCUCGCGCAGCCCAUCAACUGCCCCGACCCACUGUACCUGGUGAUGGACACUUGCUGGCGCGCUGACCCGGAGCAGAGGCCCUCGUCGGCAGUCCUGCUGCGCCUGCUGGCGGAUCUGUACGCGGCCCUGAACCGCUUCAUCUAGGCUGCUCCAGCCACCCAGACAAUCAGACCGGCCCUCCAUCAUUGCACUGCCUCCUGGGGCGCGCGCCAACUACGGUUACAGGUCUCCACCUGUGGCGUUGCCGUAGAGCGCUGUCCCACUCCGGCCCACCAGAGUGCAGAAGUAUAACCGCUCCACGUGUUAAGCGGGCAUAUCGCCGCGGCUUCUGUCGAUUCAGGAACCAGGUCAUCCGCACGUACAGACCCCAUCAACUACUCCGAAUGGUCGGCGUACAAGCCGCUCUCACUCAAAAAACCGCUUUUGUGAGAAGCGUUUUGCAAACCUGGCUCCAGUCAAUGUCGGGCCCGUGUAGAUCGAGCCGUGAGCGAAGAAGACAGCUCGUUGUGUUACUUUGGCUGUGAAAACCGUGGAGUCGUACACCGAACGUAUACGUCCUGCGCUGUGCCUUGACCGCCCUCGAGCUUAAUUAAUCCCGCUUAGUGUUGCCGCGGGACUGGGCGGCAAGCCGUGGUGUAUUGGGGCGCCUGCACCACGUGGUGACUGUGUGGCCGAUUGUUGGAUGAACUUAUUCGAGGUGUGUAAAGGGUUUCUGAAACGGUCGCUAGAAAGCACUGGUGCCGCAGCGACAGUGGUCACGUGCUUGGAGAAUGGCACUCGUCCAUUGUGUUUUCAUGUAGCCACUGCUGAGGCAUCCGCGUGUGUGGCCGAGCUGCCUCGGAGGCUCGUUAAGAAGUGCUGCUCGCUUGAUGGGGCUUUCGGUUAAAGUGGUCACAUUGUCGGGCGUGGUAUCAGGCAGUAAAUGUUGCAAUUCGAUCUGCAUGCAAGGCUUGAUUCAAAAGGAACCUGUCGUCUUGCUGCGAAAAUGAAAGCGUGAAACGCGUGUUAUCUACGAAGAAAAAAAAUGUUUCACUGUGUACUCAAGCUGUGUGUUGCUCUCGUACGCACGCCUUUCACACGACCGUUUCAGGACGCCCUAGCGGGGAAUGCGCCUUCGCUGGAACGCCUAAAAUACCGGUAGCGGUGCUAGCUCGCUGUUGGUGUCAUGUAUUUGUCCGCGACUUUCGUACUGGUGAAAUUGACAAGAUGUCUCGCAGCAUGUUAAUAAGUGAAGAAGAACGGCAGAUUGGGCGAGUUGUUAGUUUUGCAUAAUGUUUAAAAAAAAACAGCUCUAAAAACGGACAUCGGGCAACG
This is a messenger RNA of Dermacentor albipictus, 2466 nucleotides long. RefSeq names its product tyrosine-protein kinase Dnt (gene dnt). The record is from RefSeq and is a predicted model, not a curated record. Gene Ontology annotation, molecular function: protein kinase activity; ATP binding. NCBI's taxonomy places the organism in Eukaryota, Metazoa, Arthropoda, Arachnida, Ixodida, Ixodidae. Gene Ontology annotation, biological process: multicellular organism development; positive regulation of kinase activity; cell surface receptor protein tyrosine kinase signaling pathway. Gene Ontology annotation, cellular component: plasma membrane; signaling receptor complex.